Molecule: messenger RNA, 3329 nt
Organism: Chelonia mydas (Green sea turtle)
Lineage: Eukaryota; Metazoa; Chordata; Testudines; Cheloniidae
Product: cryptic protein-like
Exons: 6
Coding region: 1-684 (227 amino acids)
Source: RefSeq, a predicted model, not a curated record
AUGCCAUCAGGAGUUGUCACCUCAGGACCACUCUACUGGCUGACGAGCUCUGGAGGACAGUACACUCCAGCUCUGCCUCCUCCUGAUCACGGACAUGUUCUCAGCCUUCCCAAGAAUGCCCUCUACAUGCCUGGAUUGGUUUUCAUUUUGGCUCUGUUCUCUGACACCGUUAAGCUGGAACUGGGAACUGAGCAUGAAGAAAGGAACCCAAAGCACAGGACAAAUCUGGCUGUUCUUGGAACACAACUACCUCUGAGAUAUUUUGAUUUUUCCCCGAAGACCAUUAAUGAAACAAACGGCUUUUCAGAGCUGCAAUCUCGUGUACCUUUUAUUGGCCUCACAGACAGCAAGAAGUUAAAUAGACACUGCUGCAAAAAUGGAGGAACCUGUAUCCUAGGCAGUUUUUGCGCAUGUCCAAAACAUUUCACUGGGCGAUACUGUGACUUUGAUGAACGGAAAAGAGACUGUGGUGCUGUUCUCCAUGGAAACUGGCUACAGAAAGAUUGUUCCCUAUGCAAAUGUGUUUAUGGGACUUUGCAUUGUAUCCCACAAAUGUUUCAAGAUGGUUGUGAUGAAGACAAAUAUGAAGAGGAGAUUCUCCGAAUACUUUCCAUGAGUUCUAAGCUGCAGCCAACAGAACAUAUCUGUUUUUUUACACUGUUUAUAUUCUAUUUUAUGGUAUGAAAGUGGAAUAGAAAAGUUCUUUUUUGUCUCUGUGCUUGUAAUCAAGAUUUUAUUUUUAAUUUAUCUUUAGUCUUUUUUUUCCCAUGGGAAAAGUCCAGUCGAAUUUUAAUAGUGCUGUUUAGUUUUUAUCUGCUCUUUUAACAGUCCCAUAGAACUCAAGGGAGACUUCCGCUGUAGGGAUCUACAGGAUGUUUGGUUUUUAAAAUGUAUAGCAAAGAUGUAUUGUUCUCUCAAUUUUAUGUAGGUUUUUUAGAGUAACUGCUAUAUAACUCUCCUGAUUUCAUCUCUUUGAUUUCAUAAGGCUUUCCCAGAAGUGGAGUGAGGUUUUUUUAAAUAGCUCUCACUCAAAAACAUUGUAAGAUAAUACUAAAGAAAUAGUUUAGUGCGAAGACUAAUGUACAAAAGAUGUAAUAUUUCAGUUUUAGCUGCAAAUAUGAAAGGUAGGACAACCACUUAAACUGUGCAAGUGGGUUCUCUUUAUUGAAUCUGAAGUGGAAUAUAGUAAAUUCCUACCCAAUGUACAUGAUAUAUUCCUUAUCCUUGGAUUCCAUGUUUUACAAUGAAGUGAACUUGGGAAGAACAAUAAAUUAUAGUUCCAUAUAACAAUUCUAAUUGUUGGCACCAAAAAAACCCUCUAGAGAUUGCUUAAUAGAAAACACAAAUCAUGAUCCAAAACGUGUCAUAUGACUGGCUGAUCUGAGCCUAUGUAAUUCCCCCCCACCCCUCUUAAGACAACACAACCACAUGACUUCAGAACACACUUUUUUGUAGUGAUGAGUUAGCUAAUUGAGGUAAAAUCCUAGUGCAGAAAAGCCAGCAUGUAGCCUUCAUACUAGGUAGUAGAUCACAUUAACUCCAAGUUGCCCCAUAGUCUUUAAUUUGACAUGCCAAGUUGCAUGAAAUUACAAGCUGCCUUGUCUGCAGUAUGAUUCUACCCCAAGUUAGCUAACUUUAAAAUACAUUUGUGGAGUGAUUACUUAAUUGUUUAAGAGCCACUUUAUAAAACUGCUGAAUGUGUACACCUCUGGCAGACCCUACACUACACUAUAUAGUGGCAGUGCCACAGCUACUCUGCUAUAGUGUAGACACUUGCUACCUCCACUUGAGACUCGAUGUAGUUAGGUCAAUGGAAUAAUUCUUCCAUCGACUUAACUGUGGGAUCUUCACUACAGGGAGAUCGAUUUUGCUGAUCUAGUGAAGCAGGGAUCGAUUUUGCGGGUCUAGUUAUGACCUCCUAAAUCAAUGGCAGAGAACUCUCCGGUCAACCCCGGUAUUCCAGCUCUCUGAGAAGAGUAAGGGAAGUUGACUGGAGAGAGUCUCUCAUUGACGCAAUGCAGUAAAGACACCGGGGUAAGUCAACCUAAGCUACGUCAUUAUUCACGUAGCUGGAGUAGCAUAACUCAGGUCGAUUUACCCCUGUCAUGAAGACAGGCCCUGUAUCUCCAGUGGAGAUUAGGUUAACUUAACUCUGUUGUGCAGGGUAUGAAAUUUUUCACAAUCCUGAUCAUGAAGCUAGUUGGACCCAAGUUUUAGAUGUAGAGCAGUCCUCAAAGUUAGAGCUGACUUCUGUUCAUGAUAAUUUCUCACCACUACCUCUCUUUGCUCUUUGGGCAUUUACCCCAAUUCCUGCACCACACUCUGAGUCUUCAGUGCUAAAAUCUUUACUUCCCCCGUGGGUAGGCUCUGUAGUGGUGACUAGGAUAAUUUUUUUCCCUUCUUUUAAAUAAAGAGCUAUCUAGAGCAAAGCAGCCCAGUUCUAAAUACUGAUUUUCUUCUUAGUCCCCUUAACUACCAUUACCAAACUGCUAAUCGAAAGGACCCACCCCAAUACCCGUGGCAGCAGUAGUGAAGACAAGUGUUCAGGUCUAGGGUCGUGGCACUUGUGCAGUACUGCUAUUCUGUGCUGCUUUAUUAAAAUGUAAAGGCAUGGGAGGGAGGAAAGCAGGGCUUAAUGCAGGUUGUGUUUAAUGACAAUAAACCUCCCAUAUCACCGUAGUGUGGUAAUACAACACUGGCUUGGGUAGCUAGAAAGAAAUAUAGCAGAAAUGGAACCCAGUAUACUUAAUUAGCAUGUAAAAGGGCAGUUAAGGGCCUAAAAUUUCAAAUAACUGAAAACUUUCAGUUUUCAUGUUUGUUUGAGAGGAAGGUGUUGUGAUGUGUUUGCUUUGGAAAAAAAAAAACUAAAUAGUGUAGGGAAAUUCUGGCUUCAUUGAGUUCAAUGGGAGUUUUGCCAUUGACUUCAAUUCAGCCAGAAUUUCACCCAUGAUAUCUGCAAACUGGGUCCGCCUUGUCUGGCUAAUAAAUAUUGGCCAACCACAGUACAUCAAGUCAAAUUUACUGAUCCGCCUAGACCUCAAAAAAAAACAAAACACCAACAAACAUCAGUCAACUUGAAUGCAUAAUUGCUUAUCCUAUUUUAUCAUUACUGCUACUUGAACAAAAUUUAGGGCUCCUGAACAUUGGAGCAAGCUAUAGAAUUUUAUAGUGAACCAAUGAUCUGAACCAACCUGCAGACUUCUACACUGUUAUGCUUACUAUCUUUUACUGUGAAAAUGUACUAACUUUGUAAAUUGUAAGCUAUUGUCUUGUUCUUAUAAACUUCAGUGCUCUUUUAAUCUCUGAACACCUUCCCCUUCCUUCCAAGG